UCCUCACAAAACCUCAACCUACUCCUCAAACUCUCCAACUAAAAUCAACUCAAAGAGUUGUGAACACAAUGACUACUCUUUUAAGCAUAACAAUGAUGAUCAUGACCAUGGUGAUAGCUCCUACAGUCUCCGGCCAGCAGAACUGCAUUCCGGCCAUCACGAGCUUAUCGCCCUGUCUCGGUUUCAUCUCCGGAAACACCACCACCACCACCACAGCACCUUCUCCGAUGUGCUGUUCUCAGCUUGCAAGUGUUAUAAGUUCACAAGCUCAGUGUCUUUGCUCAGUUGUUAAUGGUGGUGGUGCAGCAGCACAGUUAGGACUAGUUCUUAACCAGACUCAGGCUCUUGCUCUUCCUGGUGCUUGCAAUCUCAAGAUCCCUCCACUCAGCCAGUGCAAUGUUGUGGCUGGUGCUCCGGCAGGGUCUCCGGUGAUGGCUCCGGUGGGAGCUCCGGCAGCUUCUGUUUCACCGGUUACACCUUCGGUUUCAAAUAACAAGUCACCUGCUGCACAAUCUGUCCCUAGUCCUGUGCCUACUUCAGCAGGAGGGGGAUCAAAGUCAGUUCCAUCAACAAAAAGCCAAUCCUCUGAUGGUGUGCUUCAAAGAUCAGCCAAUUAUAACCUUGUGGUUCUUCUUCUGGCUUUUGCCUGCUAUGCCAUCAAAUUCUGAUUUGAGGAAUGCUUUGUUUUUAAUGGACAUGAUUCUUAACUUAUUCAUGUUUGGGUCUGUUCUUUGUAAGCUCUAGUGCUUGUUCAUGUUAUUGUUACUGUUUGUUUGUAUGGCGAAAAUAAUUAUUGAACUUGUUUGAGA
Molecule: messenger RNA, 809 nt
Organism: Dioscorea cayenensis subsp. rotundata (Guinea yam)
Lineage: Eukaryota; Viridiplantae; Streptophyta; Magnoliopsida; Dioscoreales; Dioscoreaceae
Product: non-specific lipid transfer protein GPI-anchored 19-like
Exons: 3
Coding region: 69-668 (199 amino acids)
Source: RefSeq, a predicted model, not a curated record